Mya arenaria is the source of this 1311-nucleotide messenger RNA. RefSeq lists its product as uncharacterized. Bases 1 to 1311 code for a protein of 436 amino acids. Lineage: Eukaryota; Metazoa; Mollusca; Bivalvia; Myida; Myidae. The transcript is spliced from 7 exons. The record is from RefSeq and is a predicted model, not a curated record. Gene Ontology annotation, molecular function: monooxygenase activity; oxidoreductase activity, acting on paired donors, with incorporation or reduction of molecular oxygen; heme binding.
AUGACACGUUCGCUGCCACGUCGCAAGGGUUAUAUACCAGAACCAGGGGCUUUGCUAAACCUGCUUAUGGAGGCAAAUCACUGUGACGAUAAACUGUUGAAACUGGAAUCUCUUACAGACUUCUAUAGCAAAUACGGACUAUUUCGUUAUGAGAACAAAGUGUAUAUAUUUGACCCAAAAUUAACACAAACGGUCAUCAAUAAACUUGAAAAAGGUGCCGGGGACUAUUUGGACAAUUCGCCGCUCAAGGAUACAUUUUUGGGGUCGUCAAGUCGGAAUCCGGAAAUUCGAAGAGCCAUUGCAGAACUCUUCCGUAAGUCAACUUUGCACGGGAAAGGAGGACUGAUAAUCCAAGAUGUCGAGAACAUGUGUACUCGAAUGCAGAAGGAAUCAGAAGCAGGCCAGCUUAUAAACAUGACAGACUGGAGUCUUCGGAUGGCGCUUGACAUUGUUGGUCACAUGUUACUGCAGCUUGACCUGUUUGCACUCGAGGGCCAGCAGUCUGAACUGAUACAGAGUCUACUAACCAUAUUGCACAAAUGCUACGCUAUGGGGGAGAUCACCCCUGAGAGCCCUGAAUUCCGGUCGGCGGAGGCAGCCCUGGAGCGGCGGACGACGGCCAUCCUGGAUUCUGCCCUCGGAGUCGAGGACAGAGGCGCUGAUACCCGACUCGUGGUUAGGCUGCAUGAGGCGUGUGGCUUUAACCAGGCCCGUGACAACAUGAAGCUGUUCAUAAUGGCGGGCUCGGAGACGACGGCCUCCACCAUUCCCGUGCUCAUCUAUCUGCUGACAACCUUCCCGCUUGUACAGGAAGAACUACGGAAGGAAGCAGAUGACAAUAUCGCGGCCAUGAGGAAGCAUCCUGCACUUCCUCUCCCCAAAACCGAGGCUGUGCUUCGUGAAGUUCUUCGUGUGUACCCCAUCGCGCCGUUCAUCAGCAGACAAACGACACAAGAUCUCACCAUCGGCGAUAUCACUUUUCCCGCUAAUACGGAUAUUAAAGCUUUCACCUGGGGAAUUCAUCGGUCUGCUACCCAGUGGUCCAAACCAAAAGACUUUAUUCCCUUCCGGUUCUUGGAGCCCAUUGUUCGCUCUGCGCAAACCAUGUACAUUCCAUUUGGAGCCGGGUCCAGGAUAUGUAUUGGACAACAUCUCGCAAUGCUUGAACUAAAAAUAGCAUGUGCAAUGAUGGUGAACCGAUUUAAGUUCGAAAGGGUCAAGGAAACACCCGAACUACGAUUCGUUACGGACUGGGCUCAUGCUGUUGUUCACCCGGACAAAGACAUGUUGUUUCGACUCACACCAAGAUAG